AUCCAGCCUCCCUCUGCCGAGGACGCGCUGGCGCUCAUGGACAAGAACAUGGACGUCUUGGAAAGGGCCAUCCAGGAAGCCGCCCGGCAGGGUGCCCACAUCAUUGUGACUCCUGAAGACGGCAUUUAUGGCUGGCGCUUCACCAGAGAAAACAUCUACCCCUACCUGGAGGAUAUUCCUGACCCGGAGGUCAACUGGAUUCCCUGCACUGAUCCCAAAAGAUUUGCUCCUGCUCCAGUGCAGGAACGACUCAGCUGCAUGGCCAGGAAUAACUCUAUCUAUGUGGUUGCAAACAUAGGGGACAAGAAGUCAUGUAAUUCCAGUGACCCCAGCUGCCCCAGCGACGGUCGCUAUCAGUACAAUACAGAUGUUGUCUUUGACUCGGAAGGGAAAUUAAUAGCACGUUAUCACAAGUAUAACCUCUUCAGAGGAGAAACUCAGUUUAAUUUCCCCAAAGAGCCAGAAACUGUCACUUUUGAGACACCCUUUGGGAAGUUUGGCAUCUUCACUUGCUUCGACAUACUUUUCCAUGACCCUGCAGUGGUUCUGGUGGAUGAGUUACAGGUGGACACUGUGUUGUUCCCAACUGCUUGGAUGAACGUCUUGCCUUUUCUGACUGCUGUUGAAUUUCACUCUGCCUGGGCUAUGGGCAUGGGUGUCAAUUUACUUUCAGCAAAUACGCACAAUAUCGGCAUGGCAAUGACAGGAAGUGGGAUAUUCACAGCAGAAGGCCCUGCAGCAUAUCAUUACGACACAGAAACGGAGCAGGGUUCUCUCCUGAUAGCAGAGCUGAGCUCGCGGCCCCGUCUUUCUCCUACCUACCCUCUCGCUGUCAACUGGAGCUUGUAUGCCACAAGCAUCAAAAAAUUUCCAGAAGAACAAAACACUUUUACUGGAGCUGUCCGGCGUGAUGUAUUCACUUUCACUGAACUCACGCACAAAAAAGGAAAUUAUACUGUUUGUCAGAAAGACCUCUGCUGUCAUUUGAUCUAUAGGAUGUCAGACAAGAGUACAGAUGAAGUUUAUGUGCUCGGUGCAUUUGAUGGUCUUCAUGGUUCUGUCAUAAAAUAUCAUUGGCAGAUAUGCACGCUGCUGAAAUGUAAAAGCACAGACCAGAAGAGCUGUGGGCAGCCCGUGGAGACCGCUCGGACCAAGUUUGACAUGUUCUCCCUGAGCGGCACGUUUGGCACUAACUACGUCUUUCCAGAGGUCCUGUACAGCGGGGUUCAGCUGGCCCCUGGGGAAUUUGAGGUGCUACCUGAUGGACGGCUGAAAAGUAAGCACAGCUCAUCGAAACCACUCUUAACAGUGACCCUUUUUGGAAGGCAUUAUGAAAAGGAUCCACCGCAUCCACUGAGAGCCUCCCUGUGAUGUAACUACUUGCUUUUUCAA
Molecule: messenger RNA, 1392 nt
Organism: Tinamus guttatus (white-throated tinamou)
Lineage: Eukaryota; Metazoa; Chordata; Aves; Tinamiformes; Tinamidae
Product: pantetheine hydrolase VNN2
Biological process (GO): pantothenate metabolic process
Molecular function (GO): pantetheine hydrolase activity
Source: RefSeq, a predicted model, not a curated record